Messenger RNA from Solenopsis invicta (red fire ant), 4946 nucleotides. RefSeq lists its product as hypothetical. The record is from RefSeq and is a predicted model, not a curated record. The transcript has 4 exons. Lineage: Eukaryota; Metazoa; Arthropoda; Insecta; Hymenoptera; Formicidae. Bases 976 to 2136 code for a protein of 386 amino acids.
AAAGUGAAGAAACGCAUUUCCAUUUCAUAAAAUAAAGAGAUGGUGAUCAAAAAGGAGCCAUCCAUAGGGGCCCCUAAAGUGUCCGCGGCGAUCCCCUAGAUGUCCCGAUGUCCCGAUGUCCCACGCUGCUGAUAAGGGCUGAGGAAGGGAUGCGAAUCGGUCGCUACCGAGCGAGAGAGGUCCGAAUCGCGCGUGGGGUGCGGCGAAACUCCGAGACUAGAGGAGAGAAGAGAGCACGGCUAUCGAUCGAUAGCGACGCCUGUGCAGUGAGCGAGCCCGAGCCACGAUCGACGACCGUAGUGUAGAGCCCAGGGGAAACAAUCGCCGCCGCGUCGUCUCUUUGACGUAGCUCGCGCUCGACGCGCGCGAGAACGGCCGAGCGUUGACAGUGGUUGUUGUUCCCUUUCACGUGCUCCAAGCCGGUGAUUCCGUGGCUCGCGUCUCUCCCUCGCGCGUUCCUCGGCGAGGGGGACUCGCCUUCACCUCCUUGACUCCGCUCGAGCCACGCAGCCGGCUGACAGACGCAGCCGUUCGCAGCCGUUCGCAGCCGUUCGCAGCCGUUCGCAGCCGUUCGCGACGGCGGCAUCCUCGAAACGCGCCGUCAUGUGGCUGACAGUGCGAGAUACAUUAGGUGCGCGCCGACAGUGGUGAAUAUUCGUGCGUAUUUAUAGAACUGCGCCGGUUCUUCGCUUCGUUAUCGGGCUCCGGGCUCUCCCAUCGCCGCCGACGACGACGACGACGACGACGCGGCCGACGCUCUCCAUGAUCGCGAUGAAAAUUAAUCCCGAACGGAAAGCGCAAUUUUCACGCUGUUGAUACAAAUUGGCUGAACUUGUUACUCUGGAAACGGAAAAGAAGCGUCGGACGUUCGGCAUGACGUAAACUAGCUACAGCUAUCGCGAAAAAAUUGGGACGGCUGUACAAUAGAAAGGAAGAUAAAUAGGAAAAAAAAAAAAAACAGACAUUGAGUGCAAAAUGUCUGAAAACGAGACAAAGUCGGCUUCGCCGAUACCCACGGUUAUGUGUGCUCAAUGCUGCGACGGCGGUGGUGAUAGUGGUGGCGGCGGCGGUGGCGGAAGCGGUGGUGGUCUGACGACUAUACAAUGCCCGGCUCUGCAGGUCACCUCGCGGAUGUUGCGCUCGCCGAGUCACGAGAGCGUUACUACCGACCUGUCACUCUUCAGCGUGUCAUCGAUCGCGAGCGAUCUGCGUAGCGCCAACAGGUUGGUGACUUUCAAGUCCUAUAGCGACGCGCAUCUCACUGGACGGGGACCCUCGCCGAAGCCGGACCGACAGAUUCAGGGUAACAGGCCUGCGGACAUUCCAGAGAUUUUGUGGUUCGAGGAGGAAAAUGAGCUGAUCCGCAGCUGCGGUGUUCUAUCGUCGGCAUUGGGACUGCGCAAGAGCUUUAGUACGAGCGAUGUGUCGCAGCUUCCCAGCCCAGACGCGGCUGGAGCCGGUGGCCUACGAACAGCGGUGUCCGCGCUAGCCCUCGACACCGCUCAGCGCAACACCCUGCUGCUGGAGCACGCCAGGCUCGAUCAUGCCUCGAGAUCCUGCAGCACCUGGGUUGCCGUGGGUGAGCCCGUCGCUAGUACAUCCCAGCUUCCCAGCCCGCACGGAGGAACCGCGCAAGAGCAGCAGCCUCAGCAACAGCAGCAACAGUCGCAGUCGCAGUCGCAGCAGCUUCAAUCGCAGCAAUCCUCAAACACUCAAUCGGUGCCACAGCUACCGCCGCAACCACCAGCACCGCCGCCACCACCCGUGCCCUUCACCGGAGCGGAUCUCGUCAGGUCCGUCAAUAAGAAAGUUCGACAGAACUACAUAAGACGAAGGCUACUGACCACGUAUCGCGCUUUGGAGCGACUCUCGCAGAGUGAAUUUAAUCUAGACCAGUUAGAAGCCGCGGCUACCGCGGCGCAAAGCUCUCACGGGGCCACCUUGCUGGUACCCGGGACGGCCGUGGGAGUUCCUGGUGCUUCCUUGAUCGGGCGGAAGGAGCGGAAUCACGCGUUGACAGUACGGGACGUCGAGAGGGAACGCGGAAAUCAGCUGUCCAAGUACGAAAGAAACAUGAUGAUCUUUAACUGGCUCCACACUUUGGACGACAGCGCGGUCGUAGACAGCGUCGAAUAAGGGACAAGGAGAUCUCUCUCAGCAUCUCCCUCAACUCCGCUAAAUGUGCGACCUAUCGUGCCUAAGUCUCUUCCUCCUCGACACUACGAGGACGCUUCGUUGACACUAUAUUGUCGCAUCUCGGAGAAUACUGCUGAUAUGUAAGACUUCGCUCUUAUUGAUUAGCUAUAUUGAAUUAUGACGUCUAAAGUGACAAAUUGUGUGAACUUUCCCUUUGCAGUAUUCAUCGAAGUAAAUUGGUUUUUUUUCCAAUGCUCCAUUCUCUCAUUCGAUAAAAUAGAAUAAAUGCGUAAAACUCCUCUUUUUCAUAAACUCAUGCCGAGUUUAUUCAGGUUAGUUUUUACUGAAGUCCAUCAUUAAAGAGUUAAAUGUCGUUUAUUUUAUUUUUCUUUACUUUUUCCUCGCGUUUAAAUAUUACGAGAUGCACUUUAGGCGGACAGGAAAAAAACGAGUUGACAUUUAACAAAGAUGAAGUGCAUAUUCAUUAGGCGAGAAUUAACGAAUGAUUAUGUAAUUUAUACAUUCUCUAUGUUAACGGAACGUUAUCCUAUUUUAACAAAAAUGAGUCUCGAGCGAUUAAGAUUAGGAUUUACAACUAUCUAGUCAUGAAUUGAAAAGAGAAUGCGGCAUAUUUUAUUGAAUAUAAAUGAAAGCAUGUGUAAAAAGACUAAUUCAUUCCAAUGUAUAUUGCGAGAAUAAAUCGCUUCUACGAAUGUGAUGUAUAGUAUGAUUUCGUAUCAUAAGCAUAAUCUCUAGCACCCGAUGUCAUAAUCCAAUAUGGCUACAAUAAUGAGACAGGAGCUAUAAGCUAAAGUAACUAUCGCAAGACAUCCGUCCCUCCUCGUCCAGCGACACCGAUUGGCGUUGCUUUAACGAGUGUCUCCGAAGCAUUUCGUAAUAAAGGAAAAAUCCAGUUUUAUUGGCUACAUAAAAAGUGCAUAUAUAUGCAGAGAGUACAGACCUUAUAGGUCGCUUGAUUACUCCAUACUGAUGCACACUAUAGGCACGUUAUCUAACAAAGGCAAUCAUUUAACAAGGCCACGUAUAUGGAUGUGUGACAUGUGAAUAGAUCAAAAUACAACAAACACAUAUUCUCUUGUGUAUGUUAAAGCGAUUACACAUCUCUUUGAAGAAGAUUGGCUUUUAUGUUUUCUAAGCGUAUAUUGUUGAAACAGUAAGUGUGAGAAGAUAUUUUAAACAAAAGUUUUAUAUUUUCAAAGAUACUUUUUAAAGAUGUAUUCACAUUUUUUGAAAAUAUUAUAUCUCUUAAAAUAUCUCACUGUACAGUAUCGUUUUCAAAAAUUAAAAAUAUUUUUAUGACAAAACUAAGCUUAUUAAAGAUAAGUUUAACCAUAAAAAAUGUUAAGAAACGAUAAUGUCGAGAUACGUUUCUUCUCAAGUGCAAAAACGUAGCGUAAAUGUAUUUUGGCCGAUAAAAUAUCCAAUGUAUCAUUAUAUUAUGUAGCUGUUAUGAAUACGCUGUUUUAUGGGUUAAAAUACCUAUGUUCUGCUGUUACACUUAAAUCUCAAGUAUAACAGUUUUUACAGUGUGCAUGAGUGUGGAAUAGUGAAGGCAAAAUUCAUUAUAAAUUAUUAGAAAGAAAUUGAAGAAUCGACUUGGAAAUAUCCUUAAGUGCAGUACGAAGAGUAUACACUUGUACGUGUAUUUUUGGCAUUUUGCGAUCAGCUAAUUAUAAAAAUCUUUUAUCUGUAUUUUAUCUAAUAAUUCAUUGGUUAAAUUAUUGAAGUGAUACAUUUUGAGAUUACAAAUAUUUCUACGAUCUAACGAUAACAACAUGAUCACGUAUUUUUGUGCGGGAUUGCAUGGAACAUUUUGGUAGAACUACUCUACAGCCAGUAUUUGCAAAUUCAGUUUGCCAAGAGAUUUUAUAAUAUUUAGAGGCUAAUUUUAAUAAUUAACUAUUUAAAUUUAGUAAUUCCAUAGCGAAGUUUUCAUUGAAAGAAGCAACAACAACGUAGAAGCGACAGAAUGUAUAUCUUGUGUUAAGUACUUACAAUUAGACACAUAUCGAUAAGAAGUUUUCAAUCAACGUGAGUGGUACUGAAAGAGUGGUACCAAACUGUUGAUUAGAGCGAAAGAAAUUUUAACAAUAAUUGUAGACUGAGAACCUUACGACAUUUUGCAUUUGCAAUUAGCAUGGAUGAUAUAUAAAAUCGGAAACGAUACGCGUGUAAAGAUUAAUGAUGCGAGACGCAAUCUAAAGAGUUCUACUUAUGAAAUAUGAAUGAUCAUAUAGGCGAGAUUUAGCGUACUAGGACCUUUGUGAUUGUAUAUCCGGUACGAACGAAGAACUAGUCGUCUGAAAUUCCGUUUAUUAUAAACUUUAGACGAGUUCGUUAAUUUAUCGAUUGAUUAGUCACAUUAUGCGCAAAUGCAACUAUAAAAGCUCUGUAGAAGUUGUAUUUGCAUGUAAUGCGAUUGAUUAAAAAGACCCGCCUUCUAUAUGAGGAACUUGUUGCUGGAACUGGGAUAAAAUGUUAUUCGGAGUACAUACCUAAAAAAUAUUUAUAAUUCUGUGCGUGUUCUUUAUGAAAGUCUUAAUUGUCCAGUGUAACAGAAAAUCCGGAACAAUUGUAUUUCCUGCCCGACUAAUUAACGACAGAUUCACGUCAGUAUUACGCGCCGCAGCCGGAGAAAGUGUUUUUGGAAUAGUAAAUGGAUGUGUGAUCACAAUUAAUGUGCUUUUAUGUAUAUUAAAUGUUUUCCCUCUUCCAAAUGUAAUAUUCGCGAACAUCGCGAUAUUAUCUGGAGCAGAGAGUAAUGGAACAAAUAUAAGGUUUAUUAAGUA